AUGUCUGCUCCGCCUACGGCUCCAGCCCUAUCCCUAGAGGCGAGCUUGUAUUUGUUCCACCAUGUUUUCCUCCCUCCGAAGCUCCCUCAGAGUGAUGACUACGACGCCGGCUGCGAGCUCAUCCUCCUUGACUCUGUGAUCAAUACCCUACAAAAGUUCAGGGCCCUCGUGCCCAACCAGCAUCGCCAGGUGCUGGGCCCAGUCAUCACAAUGGUCGCUCGCCUGAGAGAAAUUCGCGGAUCCCAUGGUGACGUGAGCGAAGGAAAACUCAAGGAGGCUUUGCAAAAGCUAGAUACUGAAGGAGGCGUAUUGCCCGUUCAUGUUCGAUGUCAGAACGCCGCUGUCCUAAUGACUAGGAACGACAACGCAAUACAUGUGGAGGCAUUCGAGCUGUCUCCUCAAAAUGAAGCUGUCAAUUCGACAGUUGGUCGCCUGCAGCGUCAGUUUCCUGGACCGUCUUUUAUGUUGGACCGGGCCACAUUCAAUGCUCCGGGUCUGCAGGAUACCAUCGCGCAGACACUCGCAACAAUGAGCCAUCAGUCCGUCGCCGGAACCAAGCCGAAGGUGAAGAAAGCUCGCCAAGAACACGAUGAAGAUAGGGAUACAACCAAUCCGAAGAUGGUGACAGAAUUCUUAGCGGCCUUCUUGCGCCCCUGCGCCGCCGUUUUCGACGGUCUGCAAAUCCAUAAGAAUACCCGUGAAGAGGUGCUGUGGCUCGAUAGCCGGUUUCCCUGGCGGCGAUCCCCUUUGUGGCUCCUCGUCCGUGUAACCCUUCAGGUGAUUCUUCGAAGGCUCUGUCAUCGUGAUGGGAUAUCUGAUGAUAUUUACAAGCACUACAUGGUGUACUACAUGAGUUCGGUUCUAAACGACUGCCUCAAAAAGACCAUGUCCGAUGAACAGUUUUAUCUUAUGAAUGCCAAAAUUGCCCGCCGGCUACGUAAGCUUGACUUGUCACACCUUCCUGCAUGGUUUCCGUUCGUUCAGAAUGUCCUUCAAGGAGCAAACGCUUCCAUCUCGAAAAGCUGGCGCGGUAUCAUGGCCCAGAGCGGUCCUCGACAUGACAAAGAUCGUCUGGCAAAAUUGAACUUUGGCAAGGAUAUUUACUGUUCACUGCCUGACCUUGAUAAGUGGCUUGAAGCUCUCGAUGAACGACAACACUGCUCAAGCUCGGCUGAUUUCCAACCAUGUACGGGACUCUUGGAAUUUGAAAAAACAGAGCUUCCAUUGUCUUUGAAUACCAGCGACCCUGACUACAAGCUCCUGAAUCUUGCGGCCUUUGAAGAUUGGGUUCGGUUCAAUCUUGAUAGUUGGCUCGAGGUACACCUCAGCGGCGAAGACACUUGCCAGCAGUUGGACAAUUUGAUUAAUCAUUAUUAUGGUGUUGCAUCCCCACUUUACUCCCGCAACCCAGAAGCCGUAUCAGUUAUGCUCCUUACUAUCCUAGAAUUGUGGAUCGCUUGCGACAAAUCGGCAUUGAAUAUUCACCCACUACUUGGUGAUUAUGACAACUGCAUCCCGAUGGACAUGUUUGAGUUGCUUGUGUUGCCCUACCGAUCGCAGAUGGAGAGACUGGCUUGUGCAGAGGACUAUAUGAAUCAACGUCGACAGCGCCUUCGCUUUCCUGAGUCCUUCAUUUUUCAAGACUUUGGCACUCGGUCCUGCUUCUCCGUCAGAUUUAACUGGGCCAAAAACAUCAAAGAUACAGGGAACUGUACGCUCUCGCCGAUCAGUUGGAAUGCACGUAUUAUGGAGUCAUCCCUGACCCGCGCUUUGAUCUUACAGAAUCGCGGCACAGCCCUAACUGUCAACGCUGCAAAAACUACGGUGUUUGAGCUGAAUGUCCCUCGGUCUUUUGCAUCCUGGCGUGACACCACAAUAUUCUUCUUGCUCACCGUUUUGCGACUGGCUUAUUUUCCCAAGGAGCAACCGAGAGCCAGGCACCAACUGCAAACAUACAGUGGCCUCUCACCUUUUUUCACGCCCACGAAUAACUCCCAGAGAGUUUGCCUCCUCUCGCAGGAUAAGCCCCACGAAACCACACAUAGACGGAGCAAGAGCAUUAUUGAUGUGACCGAGGAAGAUGUCUGCCUAGAGAACGGGUUGAAUCUCUGUUACUUCGAUCAGGAGACUGAUUGCUUUGUCACUCGAUUCGAGACCACGGACGAAACCGCAUCCUCGUGCACUUACAAAGUGCCCCAAUCCAGCUCAACCCUGCAAAAGUUCCUAUUUCGACCAGCAUAUAGCAGAAACGGGCCCUCACCUAACACUGUCAUUGCGUCACAGGACAUUUGCCCGCAUGACAUGUCACUAGAGGAGUAUAAGGCGCUUUGUUCAAUGCCACUCGGUGUGGAGAUUCAAUGGCAAAAUAUCUUACGGCAGUUGGCCAUGCCGUCUGUCGUAUUCAAAAAAGUCGAGACUUGCAUCUUCAUCCUGCAGAUCAUCCGCCAAGCUGGGCCGUCAACCAAGGACUCGGUUCUGCGAGCGGGACACGUUAUCUUAGACGAUGAUCGGUUUGCAACUGUACUGCUGGCCGAAAUCGCCAACGCGGCUGGUAGAAUCGAAGAGAACUGGGAGUCGGCGCAGGAGCUCAGCGCACUAAUCUUUCUCACACAGAGGGUUCUGUCCGUUUCAACCUCUACCCGGGUUCGAGACCUAUGCCUGGCGCAGCUUUCAACUCUCCGUACUACCAGCUUCAAGUGGGUCACACUUGUCAGGGAGCAAGCCAGUUAUUCGGACACCGACACGCAUCGAAAUGAUUUGAUUGCACGGAGCACUUAUCUAGCAUUGAUCUGUGUCAGCACCUUUGACAUUGAAAGUCCUGUUUUGGAGCAAAUCCUAGAGAUUGAGCGGAACGCCUCAGUUUGGCUUCAAUGUUGUAUGAUGAUCCACGACAGAAAAGGCCUUCUCGACAUGACGCCCGGUUGCUUGCUUCAGAUUCUAUACGACCGUUGGCAAAUCGUCUCUUAUCGCUCCUACCGUGUCCUGGCACUCAACGUGGUCCAUAAAAAGAAACUGGCGAUUGACCUUGCUAUCAAGGAGGCUUGGGCCGCGUACCAUUCAGAUUCUCCUUGGUCAGUUGCUCCUGGAGGCGGUAAUCACUGGCUAGUAACUGGUGAUCGCAGCCUGCUUGUGCAUUUCAAUCUGCUGACAGCUGAACUGCUCAUCAACGGCCUACCAUUGGCUUGUCUGCCCUUAGACUACGAGAGCCACAAAACAUACAGAACUCUAUUUGGGCAGUCUCCUGUUGAUGUAAUGCCCAGUGAGCUCCCGGGAAUGCAGUUCUCCGGCCAGAGAAAGCAUAUGGGCCAAACAAUACAUCUGGGAAAGGAAUCUAUCCCUGGCUCGGAGGAUUUCGACAUCUGCGUUCGGGCAUUCAGCGAGGAACACCGGGUCCGAGAAUUUGUACCGGUCAGGCUUCUCACUGGGGCUUUUCCGGAUGCCUUUGUUGAGGAUUACGCGCACUGGUAUGAUCUUAAUGGCGGGUACGUGGAGUUUUGCCCAGUGAAAGACCCCUGGCAGGCGUCAAGCUCCCACUGGCGCUUGCAACGAAAACGCGCCGGACAAAAUGGCUGGUGCCUUGUGAAAGGCGAGAUUUCUUUGGUCAACAUCAGGAGCCAGACGGCUGGCUCGCUUUUCAGCAUCUUACAACCCGUCGAAAGAGCCUCGAGACUGCAUUGCAAGUUCCACACCUCAUCGUCCAUGUUAGAAAUUGACAUCCCCCGGCUGAGGUUGAGCUUCAGUCUCCAGUCAGGGCAUUCAUCGAUUCGAUCUCGUCAAUAUCGGGGCAUGAAGAUUGAUCCGGAUCAGUCACUGGGUACUCUGGUCGGCUUGCGCAGUAAACUCAUCCUUCUCCAUGAGCACGACCACAGCCGAAAGAUUCUCAUCCCAGAUGGCGCUGUAAUAUGGGUAAAGGAUGGAGGACAUGUUGCUGUGAACAUUGGCUGGCAGGCUGUCUCUAAACUCCAUGUUUAUUCGGUGGAUAACCAACUUGGUCGCUUGGUUGACAACGGGAGUUUGCAAAGCAAGCUCAUGCUAUGCUACUUACAUGCUGUCACAUCGUUCUGUGUUCCCGAUGUAUUGACCAAGAAGACGGGUACUGAGCAGUCUCUGUCUAUCCUUCGUUCAGCAUCGAUGCGGUCUUUCAGCCAACUGACACCGGAAAACAUUUCGAUUCUGGUUGAGCUUGCAUGCCUGACCCCUGUGAGAAAGUACUAUCCAGCCAAUGAACGCGUGAUGCAAAGCGUUGAAUGGCAGAACCUGGGCUGUUUGGUCCACCAUGAUGACUUUCGUGAGCAGGUCCAGGCAAUAAUCGACCAGGACAGCCGGAUGAUGAUGUUCUACCCGCACUCCCAGCGGAAUCAACCUAUUCUGCCGGUUUCCGAUAAGGAUCUCCUGCAGCGUGAUAGGAUUAGAUCAUCGUCAUUCCGUACGUCUGGCUUCGGAGCCGAGGGCCAUACAUCCACCUUUGAUGAUUCAUAUACAGAACGUGGUCGAAACCACCAAUCAGAAGGAUUCUCCCGUGUGUUUACCUUGUGCAAAACCAUCCACGAGGGAACUCUGCAUUCAGCUCGAACAAUAACCGAUCAGGACCUGCUCUCACAUAUCUGGGGGUUUCUCUGUCUGCCAGAAGAGGUUCAUGGUCCCGCCAUGGUGGUCGAGAAGGCGAUGGUCAAAUAUGACGCAACCUGGUUGUUGGAUCCAGUGGACUUUGUCUCGGCUUAUUGGUGCGGCAUUCAUCAGUUACUUCGCUCUGGAACUACUCGACCAAAUAAACACCAGGUGAUGAUCUGGCUCUCGGUAUUGGCGUUUUCCGAUAAAAUUCCAAUGGCUGUUUUGGAAACGUUUGCCGCCUUUUACGUUAUACCGACCAUGGCCGCCUGUAGGCCGCCAUCCAGGCCGUCAUUUCAGCCAACCAAAGGGUAUGCGCUGAACAAAAAUUUGCUCAAGUCCCGGAUACAGUCAGUCACGCGCGAUCAGACGCCAGAGUCAUCAGAUCUUCCCAACCGUGGGGAGGAGUAUGGCGCAUUCAAGUCGCGCAUACAAAAAAAGACACUGAGAAAUAGGGCACAGGCGCUCAACAAUUUUAUCGCGGGCCUGUGCACCCAAUGGCCAACGUCAACGCCCUCAGCUCCCAAUAGUCAAGGAAGUCCCAAAUUUGAGGAUUAUUACAAUUCACAGAAAGCCAUGGCCAUCGUACGCAAAAGCUUCUCGGAAUGGUAUGAUAAUGGAGAACUCCGAGAGUAUCUGACGAGGGUCGCUUCUGUGUUUUCUGGUCAACCUCUACAAGUUGUGGCCGUGCCCUCGCCGCCGUCUUCUACGCCAGCUCAACCUCCCCUGCGAAAACGCGGAUUUAUUUCAAUUGACAACGUGCUCGAUCAGUCCCUUGGCACACCACCAGUGCUAGCGACAGAGUCGCCAGGCUUAGGGGACAUGUUGCAUGCUAGUUCCACAUCCGUGGAGCCCGCCCUGCGUCUUCCACCACUGGUCAUGGCGUUGGGAUUGCAAGCAAGUUCCGAUUAUGAAAGGGAGUACGUCGAACAGCUCCGGGACAGCACCAAGUCACUGCAGGAAAAAAGGCAUGCGGAUCAGAUUACCUUGCAUAGAGACGAGCUGGAAAAUGUCACCUGCGACUAUCUUCUGCGCUGUGAGACGCACUCCAGGGAGAUACAUGACGCUAUACUUGCGAGAAUGACGCUUUCUAGUGCGGCAGACCAAGAAAGCCUGGUUCAUCAUGCCACUUUGAAGAUAUUAACAAAUAUCAACAUGGCUCCGAGAUUCUCACCAGAACUCUUCCUCCAACAACUAACGCGAAAGAGGUGGAGUCAACUGCCCAUGGGAUGGAAAGCCUGCUUUGUUACCUAUGGGCUUUCUAUCACGGCCCUUCAGCGAGCAAAGCGGCUGGUUAGCCUGAUCAGUCAUCGAGAAGAACUAGUCCGGGAGCUUCAGAACCCUGGGCACUCUAACUGGGAUCCAUACGAAUUUCCGGAGUCGCUAUUGCUAGAGAUUGAGAAUGGACUCCUAAUCAGGGACGUCCAGGAGCAAAUUGCCCGGCAGAUGAGGAACAUCCAGCCAAGGCAAAACGCCGUGAUGCAACUCAACAUGGGCGAGGGCAAGUCAUCGGUCAUUGUUCCUAUCGUAGCAGCCGCGCUUGCGGAUGGGUCGUGUCUGGUCCGUGUGCUUGUAGCAAAGCCACAAUCUCGCCAGAUGUUUCAAAUGCUAGUUUCCAAGCUUGGUGGACUGUUGGGACGCCGAGUAUACCACCUGCCUGUAUCACGCUCGCUCAGCAUAAGUGAGACAGAAGCAUCAGAAAUGGAGCAUAUGUGCUUGGAGUGCAUGGAAGAGGGGGGUGUUUUGCUGGUCCAGCCUGAACACAUCCUGUCAUUGAAGCUCAUGUGCCUUGAGUGCUUUGUCACCGGGAGAGAAGCAGUCGGCCGCUGUCUGCUGAGAACUCUUGAACUCUUUCGGACGUCCUCGCGCGAUGUGGUCGAUGAAAGUGAUGAAAACUUCAGUGUCAAGUUUGAGUUGAUCUAUACCAUGGGUUCUCAACGCGCCUUAGAACUCAGUCCGCAAAGAUGGACCCUGACCCAACAGCUACUUGGUUUAGUGCGAAGGUAUGCCCCAGCUGUCAAAGCCAAAUUCCCUCAAUCAAUUGAGAUUCAUGAGCAACGACCGGGGAGCUUCCCUCGAAUACGACUACUCCACAAAAAGGCGGCGCUGGAACUUUUCAAACUGAUUGCCGACCACAUAUGCAACAACGGCAUUGACUCGUUGCCUAUAUCCAGGCAGCCAGAGGUGACGAGAAGGGUCAUUCUCUCCUACUUUCUCAAUCUCAAUCUAUCAGCCCAGGAGAUUGCUGCGGUUGAAGAUGACAGCGCGACCAGUUUUUGGACCGCCAGCACCAAGGAUCCCCUUCUUCUGUUAAGGGGCCUCCUUGCUUGUGGCGUUCUAGCUUCCUGCCUCAGCCAGAAACGAUGGAGGGUUAACUAUGGGCCUGAUGACUCUAGAAACCCGCCGACAAGACUUUCUGUUCCGUACCGCGCUAAGGACAACCCAGCGCCACGGUCUGAAUUCAGCCAUCCUGAUGUUGUUGUCGUAUUGACAUGCCUCAGCUACUACUACGCUGGUCUCAGCGAUGAUGACCUAGUCGCAGCAUUUCACCAUUUACUCAAAUCCGACCAGGCCGACACAGAGUACCAAGCAUGGAUAGAUGAUGCACCAGACCUGUCGUACGCAUACCGCCAGUUGGGCGGGAUAAAUCUCCAAGACCGACAUCACUGUAUCGAACAUGUUUUCCCGAACCUGCAGUUUUCCAAGGGAGCCAUUGACUAUUUCCUCGCUCAUCUUGUUUUCCCCAAGGAGAUGAAAGAGUUCCCAAACAAGCUAUCCGCGUCGGGCUGGGAUAUUGGCGAGAUCAAAACACAUCCAACUGCAGGCUUCAGUGGAACAAACGAUUCCUGGGUCACGCUUCCCUUAAGUGUAACGCAACUCGACCUCCCCGAGCAGAUUCACACCAAUGCUCUGGUGCUCGAAUACCUCCUCCGGCCGGAGAACUCGAUUGUCCAUAUCCCAGUGCGCAAUUUAAGACUGGCCAAAUCAGACGCGGAGGCCCUGCUCGACCUGGUUGUGAGUUUGGAUCCACCCACGCAGGUUGUUCUUGACGUGGGCGCCCAGAUUUUGGAGCUGACCAACCUGGAAGUUGCUAAGACCUGGUUGAGAAUGGUGCCUGACGAGGGACGGGCACAAGCCGUCGUUUAUGUCAGUGACGGCGACGAGAUCUGUGUUGUUGACCGGACUGGGCUUGUCGAACCACUACAAAUCUCACCAUUUGCAAAGCAGCUGGGGGCGUGCCUUGUCUUCCUAGACGAGGCCCAUACAAGAGGUAUUGACUUGAAACUGCCUCAGCACUACAGAGCGGCUGUAACCCUUGGAGCUGGUAUAACAAAAGAUAAGCUGGUGCAAGCAUGCAUGAGAAUGAGGAAAUUGGGCAAAGGGCAGUCUGUUGUCUUCUGCGUCCCUCAGGAGAUCAGGUCAAAGAUCCUCUCCAUCAUUGGGAAGCCCAGCGGGUAUGACAUCGACGUAUCGGAAGUGCUCCGCUGGGCGGUCUCGGAGACGUGGGUCGACAUGCAACGUAGUAUACCGUUGUGGGCGAUUCAGGGAGAACGUUUUGAGCGCCAAAACAAUCUCUGGAGCAAGGCCCGCCGUGAUGGUGAGACUCAGAUGUCCAAAAACCAAGCAGAGGAAUUCCUCGAGCAGGAAUCCCGAUCUCUUGAGCAGCGAUAUCGGCCCCAUCCUGACAACAACGCACCGCCUUUUAUCACAUCCGAGAACGACGACAACGACAACAUCCGCCUUAUCUUGGAGAGGUGUCGCGAGUUUGAGAACAUAAACUUCCAAUCCACACAACUCCAAGAAGAACAGGAAAGACAACUCGCGCCGGAAGUCGAGCAGGAGCGACAAGUCCAACGGCCACCUUCAGCCACACCUGAGGAUCAUUCUCUUCACCCAGACUUGCGUCACUUUGUGACAACUGGAAUACUAAAGGAUGGAUCAAACGCAUUCAUGCCCGCUUUCCAGGGGCUAGAUAAUACAUCAGCGGCAAAGCACUUGAACGUAUCUGAGUUUGCUAAGCACUCGGACGUGUCUGAGCUUCCCCCCGGCCUCCUUGUCACCAGUGAUUUCGCUAGAACUGUUAAGGUGCCCAAGUUGCCGUCAUCAACCAUGGACGAUUACCAACGCCCCGUCCAAUGGGUCCUCACGGGUACCGCCCAUUCUUUCGCCGGACGGAAUAGAAAGACUGUGAAGCACGUGAUAGUCAUAAGCCCUUAUGAAGCGAACGAACUCCACUCCGAGAUCCUGAAGUCUAAGAAGGUCACGAUGCACAUAUACGCGCCGUGCCAGAACCGAAUCUUCUCAGCCCUCGACAACCUCGGCCUGUAUCCUAUACCGGGGGCGGAUUCUGUUGUUUUUGACAUUCCGACCUCUGUCAGAAUCCAGCUAAAUCUCUUCGCAGGUCAGCUCUAUAUCUCCUCUUUCGACGAGUAUCGUGAGAUAUGCGAGUUUCUUGGAGUCGCAUACUACGCUGCACCGGAAGGUCUGACCGUGGCCGCGGACGGGUUUAUAGUUGCACCUGACAGGGCAAUGUUCUCAAAAAGCCCGCUUAAGUUCUUGAAGGUCCUCAUGUCACAAAUUAGAAAGGAUGGGCAGGAAAUUGAUAAAACGCACAUUGGGAAACUGUUGGAUGGGAAGUUGUUGACCAUGGAUGAUUUUGAAGAUGUGGAUAAUUAG
Molecule: messenger RNA, 9285 nt
Organism: Aspergillus thermomutatus
Lineage: Eukaryota; Fungi; Ascomycota; Eurotiomycetes; Eurotiales; Aspergillaceae
Exons: 4
Coding region: 1-9285 (3094 amino acids)
Source: RefSeq, a predicted model, not a curated record